UGCACUAUCCAUUGAUUGUUUAGCUCUUGUUACUUGUCAGUCCGCUUGUAUUCUCUAUAGUUGUGUUUUAUAUAUAUUUCUCAGCAGCAGUCUUUGUUGCAUUGCUGACAAAGUUUUUGCAACGGUGUUUGGUCCAAUUGUUGAUCAAUAUUUGGUCAUAAAUCUCACCAUGUUUGUGCACAAGGACCAAUACUAUGUCAUCAAGAUGCUGAGGAAACAAAUGGCUGAGUUGAAGGAAGAGAAAGAGAGUGUGAAGCGUUAUACUGAAGAUUCUUAUGGUUCCAGAACUGGUGAAUUAGAGCCGCUCGAGAAAUGGUCGAAAAGCGCAACAACUCUGAUUGAAAUGGCAGACAAAUUAGUAAAUGAAGAUAAGGAACAUUGGAAGAACAAGCGUCCCAUUGGGCUGUGUCUCAAUCCCAAGUCUCCUUACCAACUUAGAAAGAAGGCGGAGCAGAUAUGCAUGAAGAUUGCUGCACAUGUUCAAAAUGCUCGUAGAUUCGACGUCCCACUUCCCUAUCGACAAGAGAGAGUGGUUGCUGAUCAUUUUGUGUACUUUAAAUCGAGAAGCACUAUUUUGGACGGUAUCAUGGGUGCACUACAGAGUCCUUGCAUCAACAAGAUUGGAGUGUACGGGGAGCCUGGAAUCCUUGACUUCCCAAGAAUUCAAGAUGAAAUUGCACGUGGCUUGGGUCUGGAUCCCGUUUCCAAUGAACUCACAUCUCUGGAAGCUUCCAAUUCAAACCAGGCAAGGCUGAUAGAAAAGCUCGUGAUUUUGGAGGACGUAUGGGAGUCAGGAUUAUCUUUGGAGUUGCUUGGAAUAAAGGAAAAAUACAACUUAUCUUACAAAAUUUUGCUGACCUCUCGAGAUGAAAAUGUUGUAUCUCUACUAUCUGAAGUACAAUUUGAAAUUGGAAAAUUAGCUUUGGAAGAAGCAUGGGAUCUGUUUGAGAAGAUAGCUGAUGAUCCAUAUAAAAGUCUUAGCUUGCCGUUUUAUGCAAUUGAGAUUGCCAAGAAGUGUGAGCAAUUGCCCAUUGCUGUUGCAACAGUUGCAAAUGCCUUGAGAAGGAAUCUGAUUGAGUGGAAGACAACUCUGGGAAAGCUACAAAGCCCGCCCUCUAAUCUGGCAAAUUCAAGUCAGAUACUGACAAGGCUGCAUUUGGUUAUCGAGUUCCUUUACAAUGGUUUGAAAAGCGACGACCUCCAACAAACAUUUUUGCUUUGUAGUCUACUGGGUCAGAAUGCAACCAUUCAAAACUUGUUGAAAUAUGGUAUAGGCUUGGGCUUAUUCGCAGGAGUCAAGUCUAUAGAGGAAGCACGAGCUCAAGUGCUAAGUUUGGUGACCAAACUCAGAGAUUCUUCUUUGUUGCUGGAUAGUGGAAGCAGUUCGUACUUUGAUAUGCACGAUCUUGUUCAAGAAUUUGCCAUAUCAACUGCUUCUAAGGAGCAAGGUGUGUUGGCUUUAGGAGAAGAUGCGCCCAUCGACUGGUCAAACACGCAGGCAAUGGAAAGCAUCAAAUGGAUUUAUUUAUCAAAUGGGGAUACCGGUCCGCUGCCAGAUGAGGUGAAGUGUCCAAAACUCACUUUCUUUCAUUUGUCUAAAAAGGAACCUUCUCUAGCAAGUCUACCAAACUGGUUUAGGGAUAAGGAAAGACUCAGAGUCUUGAGUUUGUCAAAAUUGAAUUUUAUGUCAAUCCCUUCCCCAAUUUCCCUUCCAAAAAGCCUUUGUACCUUUUGUCUGGAUCAAGUUGAGUUAGGAAAGGCAAAUAUAGGCACAAUGAUGGCAGAGCUGGAGAAUUUGCAAGUCCUGAGUCUUGCAGGAUCGGAUAUCAAAGAGUUGCCAAAGCAAAUGGGGCAGCUAGCCAAGUUAAAGUUGUUAGAUUUGAGUGAUUGUACCAAACUCAAAGUAAUUCCACCAGGCAUCCUGUCAAGUUUGUCAGAAUUAGAAGAACUAUAUAUGAGAAACAGCUUUGAUCAAUGGGCGGAGGGCAUUGAGGAACAUAAAAUUCAAAAUGCUAGCCUAGCAGAGUUGAAGCAUUCAAAGUUGACUGCUAUAGAGGUAUGUAUUAUUUGCGAUAUCCAGAAGAUUCCAGAAGGCUUGUUCUCUGAAAAUUUGGCAAGAUUCAAAGUUUUCUUAGGAGAUAGGUGGAACUAUUGGGAUAGUUCUUGGGAAAGUUCAAAAUUGUUGAUACUAAAGCUAGAUGCAAGAAUUAGUUUUGAGUGCUCAGUUAGAAAGUUGCUAAAGAAGACAAAUGAACUACAUCUACAAGGAAGAAUUGGAGCUGAAAAUGUAGUCAGUAAAUUAGAUGAAGAAGGCUUUCAAGAACUGAAGUAUCUCGUUGUCCAAGAUGCUCUAGAGAUUAAAAAUAUCUUCUGUAACUCGGUGUCAUCCAAGCAUGCAUUCCCUGUGUUAGAGGUAUUAUUUCUUCGCAAUCUGGAAAAUAUGGAGAAGAUAUGUCAUGGCCUGCUUGGAGCAGCUUCUUUUAGAAAAUUAAGGUUGAUAACUAUUGAAUAUUGUAACAAGAUGAAGAAUUUGUUCUCCUCCUCCAUAGCCAAACAGCUUCAGCAACUCCAAGAAAUUAGAGUGAAAGACUGCAGCGACAUGGAAGAGAUUGUUGAUGACAAAGAGCAAGAGAGUGGAAAUGAUGCUGAAGAACAUAAAGGACAUAACUUUGUGGAAUUAAUUGCCCUCCGGUCCUUGAGGUUACAACAUCUACCAAAGCUGAUUGCCUUCAACAGUAGUUGCGGUACCACGAGACUUUUCAAUGAAAAGGUUGUGUUGUUAAACUUAGAGGAGUUGAGAUUGUCCUCGAUCAUGGUUGAGAAUAUCAUAUGCAAUGCGUUUGUCAAAGCUUAGACACCUUCAAGUCAAGGAAUGCAAAAGGAUGGAAAUGAUUAUUAUCUUAGAGAAUGAAAAAGAAAAAGAGAAAUUGAUUUUUUCUGAGUUGAACUUUCUGUUGAUAGAAGGCCUUCAGAACCUUAUUGGAUUCUACUCAGGAAAUUGUAUUGUGGAAUUUUUAGCCUUAAAACAACUGCAAGUAUUAAAUUGUGGAGAACUUG
This is a messenger RNA of Rubroshorea leprosula, 3057 nucleotides long. NCBI's taxonomy places the organism in Eukaryota, Viridiplantae, Streptophyta, Magnoliopsida, Malvales, Dipterocarpaceae. The record is from the annotation of a GenBank genome assembly.